Messenger RNA from Numida meleagris (helmeted guineafowl), 1767 nucleotides. RefSeq names its product family with sequence similarity 69 member B (gene DIPK1B). The coding region runs from base 56 to 1351 and encodes 431 amino acids. The transcript has 5 exons. Gene Ontology annotation, molecular function: calcium ion binding. NCBI's taxonomy places the organism in Eukaryota, Metazoa, Chordata, Aves, Galliformes, Numididae. The record is from RefSeq and is a predicted model, not a curated record.
GGCCGCGGCCAUGCCCCCCGGAGCCUGAGGCCCGCGGGCGCGGGGUGCCCGCAGCAUGCGGAGGGUCCGGCGCUUGGUGCAUCUGGUGCUGUUCUGCCCCAUCUCCAAGGGCCUGCAGAGCCGCCUCCCGGGCAUCAAGGUGAAAUAUCUGCUGGUGGUGUGGCUGGGCAUCUUCGUGGGCAGCUGGGUGGCCUACAUGCACUACUCGUCCUACUCCGAGCUCUGCCGCGGCCACGUCUGCCGGAUGAUAAUUUGCGACCAGUACAAGAAAGGAAUCAUUUCUGGCUCCACGUGCAAAGACCUGUGCGAGGAGCGCAGCCUCCGCUUCCAGCACUGCCUCUCCUCCUCUCCCACCCAGCAGGUUUACAGCGGGCUCUGGAAGGAGAAGGAGGUGAUCAUCAAAUGUGGCAUUGAGGAGGCCCUGAAGGCAGACAGCAACCCGGACUCCGUGCCCAGGAGGGAUGUGGUUCUCUUUGACAAACCGACUCGAGGGACGUCGAUGGACGAGUUCAAAGAAAUGCUCCUCAACUUCCUCAAGUCCAACCUUGGAGAUCAGAGCUCUCUUGCAGCCUUGGUGAGCCAGAUCAUCGCCAUGGCAGACGUGAACAGGGAUGGGAAAGUGUCUUUAGCAGAGGCCAAAUCCAUCUGGGCGCUACUUCAGCUCAAUGAGUUCCUCCUCAUGCUCUCCUUGCACGAGAAGGAGCACACCUCCAAGCUGCUUGGGUACUGCGGGGAUCUCUACGUCACGGAGAAGAUCCCUCACAACUCCCUCUACGGGGCUGAUGUCCCUGCCUUCCUGCAGUCCCUGCUGCCCGUCGCUGUCCAGCAGCUCAUCCACCAGUGGUUCGCACCAGCCUGGCCCCGGCGGGCCAAGAUCACCAUCGGCCUGCUGGAGUUCGUGGAGGAGAUAUUCCACGGGACCUACGGGAACUUCUACAUCUGCGAGACCAGCUUCAGGAACGUGGGCUACAACGACAAAUACGACUUCAAAAUGGUCAACCUGAGGAAGGUGGCAACGGAGAUGACAAUCAGAGGGUUCCUCAAGGGGCGUCACUGUGAGCAGAACGUGGACUGCACCUACGGGAAGGACUGCACGGCGACUUGCGACAAGCUCAUGAAGCAGUGCAAAAGCGACGUGGUUCAGCCCAACCUGGCCAAGGUGUGCGGGCUGCUGCAGGACUACUUGCUGUACGGGGCACCGCCUGACCUCAAAGAGGAGCUGCAGAAACAGCUCCGAACUUGCAUGACCCUCAGCGGCCUGGCCAGCCAGAUGGAAGUGCACCACUCCCUAGUGCUGAACAACCUCAAGACCUUGCUCUGGAAGAAGAUUUCCAACACCAAAUAUUCCUAACGGGGCCCAGGGCUUCGAAUCUGAAAUCCUGAAGUUCAGCCAAGGCUCAAAGGCCUGCUUCUCCAUCCUCUCCCCUGCAGGAAAAAAUACACCCUACCCAGGGAGAUCAGCAUAGCUGCAGCGCCUUUGCUUUCAUGAAAAGCCAAACAUCUUGCCUUCCACCACCCAGCAGGAUCAUCGAUAGUCUGCACUGACAGCUGGGGAGCUGGGCUACCAGGAGCAGGGCUGAACAGGCUUGGGGGAAGGAGGAGGAAAGAGAGAAGGAAGCAGAGCUCAGCUGGAUGCAUCUGUUUCUUGAUUAACAGGAAAGCAGUGCAGAAAGAUGAGAAUGAAUCAUUCAUGCUGUACUUGUCACAUCUUAUUUUGAUGAACGUCUCUGAUGUAAAUAAAGAGCUUUUAUGUGAAUCACACCAGUA